AAACCAGGAUUGGUCUGUCACCACUCACCAAGCAAGCCCGUAUGUCCCGUGGAUAGUUCCAUUAUUUUGCAGAGAGUUCGUUAGAAAGAAAAGGCAAAGCUAAGACAUACACAUAAGGCUUUUAUGGUAAAAUUGUAGCCCUUCCCAUCUGAUUCUUUCCACUGCUUGUUUUCAAGAAUCUGGCCAGAAUCAAACGUUAACAGACUCAUUUUUUUCAGGUCUUUUUUUUGUUAUGUUGCAAUGGAGUUUCGUGAGAUAGAAGAGGGUGGAACUGUGACGAGGACAUGGGAGGAGAUGGACAUUGAUAUCUUGGUGAAGAUAUUCCAGUCAUUGACUGUGUUUGAAUUAACUUCAGGCAUUGCUCAUGUUUGUAGUGCGUGGCGUUUGGCUGCUUGUGAUCCUUGGCUGUGGAAAACACUUGAUUUGUCCAUGUUGGAAUCUAAUUUCAUCAAAAUCCCAUUGGAGCCUUAUGUGUACGUGCAUGGUCAUUCUGAUAAGACAUUGACUCGAAUCUUGAAGAUUUCGUUGAGUCUCAGCCGGGGAAAUAUAACUUCGUUGUUUUUUCACUUCAAUUUGUAUGUAAGUGAGGAUCAUUUGACUUAUACUGCUCAAAGGUGCCCACGCCUUCGAAGACUUGUUUUACCAGCAUGGAACCGAGUGGAGACUGUAAUGAUCAAAGCUAUUGAUUUAUGGAAAGAUCUUGAAUCCCUGACAAUGCCAAGCAUAGUGAAUUCCCCUCGUCUUGUUCAGGCAAUUGCUACUAAUUGCAGGAACUUUAGUGAACUCAAGAUCAUGGGACCGUUUGACAUUUAUUUUGCAUCCUCACUCGCUACCUAUCUUCCAACGUUAAAAGUUUUGAGCCUCCGAUGUUCAAAGCUAUACAAGGACACAUUGAUCUUCAUCUUGGAUAAUCUGCGGUGCCUAGAUGUGCUCAACAUAUCGCAUUGCCUUCUAAUACAAAUCCCACCACCUCCUGCACCAGGAAGAAUAGUUAGGCGGCUUGAUAAAACUAUCCUGGAGAAAGCUUCUCGGUUACGCAAAUUCUUAACCUGCAUGAGAGACACUUGCAUCAUGUGUCAACGGACAAGAAAUGAUGAAGGCCUCAUGCGUUGGUACAAGUAUGAAAAAGGGCUAUGGAAGGAAGAUGAGGUCAGGUCUCUUGCUCUUUGAUUUGAGCUUUCCAAGAUCAAAUUUCUGUGGGGUAGAAUGUAUCCUUUUUCUUGGUUAUUCUUUCACUUUAUGCCAGGAACAGAAUAAGACAAUGUUGAAGGAAGCAACUCAGGGCUUCCUGUCUAUUUUAUGUUAGUUGUGGUGAUAAAAAGCCAAACUCUGGGUAGUUGUAGAGGGCUGAAGAUUUUCUGUUAAUGCUCGUAGAUGUGUGUAUGUGUAUAUAUAUGCUAAAUUGCACUGUUUUGUUGUUUUUA
This is a messenger RNA of Populus trichocarpa (black cottonwood), 1424 nucleotides long. RefSeq names its product F-box/LRR-repeat protein At3g48880. The transcript is spliced from 3 exons. The record is from RefSeq and is a predicted model, not a curated record. The coding region runs from base 241 to 1170 and encodes 309 amino acids. Gene Ontology annotation, molecular function: protein binding. Lineage: Eukaryota; Viridiplantae; Streptophyta; Magnoliopsida; Malpighiales; Salicaceae.